GAGAUCAGGGAUGUGGUGUGUGAAGGGAGGAGGGGGCGGCAUUAGUUGCGAUGUGAAUGGAAUAGAAACGGCAAGCGAGAGAGAGAGAGAGGGAGAGAGAGAAGGAGAGAGAGAGCAAAUCAACCUGCUUCUUUUGACUGAAUGAUGGGAUGGGGAAAUUAAGCUCUCCAGCACAGUGACCAGUGAAGGGAUUUUGUCCAGAGAAGGGAAGAGAGGGACAGACGAACCGGGGAGGAAAAUAUCUAGGAAAAUAAUCCACUACCCAGGAGGAGAAAGGGGAGGUAGCAGAAAAUGCUACCGGCAGGAGGGGGAGGAGGAAGAAGAAAGAAAUGAACGAGAUGAAAUGACAGAGAGAGGAAGAGCGAGAGAGGGGAACAGGAUGAAAUGUGGAGGUUUGCCGGGGGAAUUUCACUCUGGAGAUUUCAGAGGACCGCCUGAAAGUUGACUCGAGGUGGUGCCCAAAAACUGGAAAUCGUCAGACAAUGGGCCAGCGAAGCUGAUACUGUGAGAAUACUAAUUCAAGAAGAACAAACUGGGAAACUGGGAGUCUGCGCCCCUCCCCUUCCCCCCCCCACACCCCAUUUCCUUUAGUGAAAUUACAGCCAUCGCUCAAGGUGCCACCUAGGAUUGGCCACCGGCCAUUUCGGCUCUUCCAAAGCUCUCGUGGUCCUGUUGCGGCUGAUGCGUCGGUUGGAAACUGAGAAGGGCCGAACUGGAAAGGGAACCAUGCCGGGCUGCUGACGGGCUUCCAGGUGCCCUGGAUGGGAUCCUCGGGUUACCGGCCCCCUGCUCUGCUGUUGCUCAGGUGCUCGUGGGCGUUGGGUUAAAAUGUGAAUGCGUGAAACCGGAAAAGCGAUGAGCUGUUCGCCUCAUAAUGACCGCGCUCCCAGAUUGCAGCCUCUCGGAACAUUAACCGCCAGCCAUCAAGCGGCGCUGAAAUAAACACACACACACAAACACACGUACACACGUAUCGGAAGGUACGGUCUGUCCUUCGUUGCUGCAGACCGUCUUCACGAGGCCUGCUCGGUUGAGCUGUUCUUUCAGAGGGAAGUUUAGGACGGUCGACGGAGACCAAACCUCAUGUUUAACGUGCGUUCGCGGUCCCCGAUCCGACCUUCCGCCCCCUGAGCCUCCCGCACGCUCCUCAUCACCGUCCUCCUUCAGUGGAGGCCUCCAGGCCGGGAGCGAGGGUAAAGGCAAGCCCAGGGGAGAGGAGGAGGAGACGUGGGAGGGAGAGAGGAGGACGCUACAUUCCGGCAGCAGGGAAGGCAGGCGGUGGCUGAGACGCCCCCAGCCAUGCAGUCGGACGACCUGUUCAUCCGCAAAUUCCGCCGGCAGAGCCCGCGGCCCCCCCUGACGGCCGUGGCCUUCGAGCCCAAGCGGGACGGCGGCGGGCUGCGGACGCGGGUGGUGGCGGAGUGGCCCCCCCGGAAGGACGAGGAGGGCGGGGAGAGGGAGGGGCUGACGCCCAGCCGGGCGGGGCUGAGCCUGCGCUCGGCGGGCCGGGGCCACAUCAUGCAGAGGAGCAACAGCGACGUGACGCUGGGCGACCUGGACGCCUCGGGGAAGGCGGCGGGGAAGGCCGGCGGGGCGGGGGGUGACAAGGCGGGGGCGGGGGGCGCGGGGACCGCGGGGGACACGGGGCUGGUGCUGCACAGGGAGUACGGCAGCCUGUCGUCCCUGGAGAGGCAGACGCGGGUUCGAGCCCCGAGCAGCGAUGACCAGGGCGCCCUCAGCCCCUCCGCGCUCCGCUUCAAAGACCCCUUCCUCCUGCUGGGCCUGCAGACGGCCGCGCCGGAGCCCGACGGCUUCUUCCGCGCCCUGUCCGCGCCCACGGGCGACUCCCCGAAGCCCGCCAAGCCCGCCAAGCCGGAGCCGCAGGGCAAGAAGUCCAAGCCCAACCCGCCCCAGGCCCCCCCGCCCGUCCCCGCCGAGCAGCCGGUGGGCGGGUCGUGGGUGCGCAACUUCGCCCACUACGACGUGCAGAGCAUCCUCUUCGACCUGACGGAGGCCGCCUCCAACCGCGACAGCAUCGGCCGGAAGAAGAACAUCACCUCGGGGGCGUCGGCGGCCUCCCAGCUGCGGCCCCCCACCCAGUCGGCGUCCCCGUCGCCCGCGCACGGCGGGGGGGUCGGCGGCGGCGGCGCCGAGGACCCCGAGGCCCUGCGUGAGUCGCUGGCCCUGCUGGACGAGGGCGACGGCAACGACAACGACCUGCUGCUCAGCUGCCCGCACUUCCGCAACGAGGUGGGGGGCGAGGAGCGGGCGGGGCUGGGCCGGCCCCGGGGCCCCGGCGGCCUGCACCUGAGCCUGCAGAGCCCCAACGACGCCGUGUCCGUGCUGGAGGAGCCCCGGGAGAGCCACGUCCAGCAGCAGGGCAAGAGCAACUACUUCAUCGAGCACGCAGACCUGGGCGCCCACUACUACCGCAAGUACUUCUACAUGAAAGACCACCAGAACUUCUUCGGCGUGGAUGACCGUCUGGGGCCGGUGGCCAUCAGCUUCCGCCGGGAGGAGAAGGAGGGGUCCAGCGGCGCCCAGUACAACUACAGGAUCAUCUUCCGCACGACAGAGCUGAAAACCCUGAGGGGCUCCAUCCUGGAGGAGUCCGUCCCCUCUGCGGCCCGCCACGCCACCCCCCGCGGCCUCUCCCCCAAACGCCUGCUGGAGUUCAUCAUCCCGGAGCUGAACCUGCACUGCCUCCGCCUGGCCUCCACCUCCCCGAAGGUCCGAGACACCCUGCUGAAGCUGGACGAGCAGGGGCUGAAUUUCCAGCGGAAGGUGGGAGUGAUGUACUGCCGGGCCAGUCAGAGCUCAGAGGAGGACAUGUACAACAACGAGAGCGCGGGGCCGGCCUUCGAGGAGUUCCUGGACCUGCUGGGGGAGCGGGUGCGCCUGCGGGGCUUCGAGAAGUACAGAGCGCAGCUGGACACCAAGACGGACUCCACCGGCACCCACUCCCUGUACACGCGUUACCAGGACUACGAGAUCAUGUUCCACGUGUCCACCAUGUUGCCGUAUACUUCCAACAACACACAGCAGUUGCUAAGGAAGAGGCACAUCGGCAACGACAUCGUGACCAUCGUCUUCCAGGAGCCGGGAGCCUUGCCCUUCACCCCCAAAGCCAUCCGUUCCCACUUCCAGCACGUCUUCAUCGUCAUCCAGGCCCACCAGCCCUGCUCCGAGAACACCUACUACAGGGUGGCCGUGACGCGAUCCAAGGACAUCCCGCUGUUCGGGCCGCUGUUCCCCAAGGGGGCGCGCUUCCCCCGGUCCCCGGCCUUCCGGGACUUCCUGCUGGCCAAGGCGGUGAACGCCGAGAACGCGGCGGAGAAGUCGGAGAAGUUCCGCUCCAUGGCCACGCGCACGCGGCAGGAGUACCUGAAGGACCUGGCGGAGAACUACGUCACCACCACGCCCAUCGACUCCUCCACCAAGUUCCCGCUGCUCUCCCUGGGCAGCAAGCGCAAGGACAAGCUGAAGGGGGCGAAGGGGGCGGAGCUCCACAGCGCGGGGGCCCUGGUGUGGGCGGUGACGGCGGCGGGGGGGCGGGACGGCAGCGAGCGGCUGCCCUGCCUGCUGGGCGUGUCCGCCGAGUCGGUGGUGCUGAUCGAGCGGUGCACGCGCCGGGUGGUGUUCAACUGCUGCUGCCGGGACGUGAUCGGCUGGAAGGCGGUUCUGGAGGGCGGGGCCAAGGGCGGGCCUUCCCUGGACAUCUUUUACGAGCGGGGGGAGGCGGUGUCCGUCAGCGUGCCGGAGACCCAGGCGGAGGACGUCCGGGAGGUGGUGCAAAGAUUAGAGCUGGUGACGCGGGGGUGUGAGACGCGGGAGGUGACCCCGCUGCGGGACGGGGUGGGCCAGCCGGGCUUCCUGCUGAGCGAGGAGGGCUUCGUGACGGAGCUCCAGCGUUUCGGCUACGCGGAGAGCGGGGGCCUGCAGCUGGGGGCCCGGGUGGUGCUCCUCUGCGGCCAGCUCCUGGUGUCCCUCAGGCCCGAGGAGAGGACCGGCCUGCUGCGCACCGCGCCCAGGAUCCACCUGACCGUCAUCCCGCCGGACGAGAACGGGAAACCGCGCCGGAGCUUUUCAGAGCUGUACCUGAAAGCCAUUCAGGACACAGACCGCAAGUCAGGAGAAGGGCAGUCGGGGGAGGCCUGGGUGCUGGACGAACGAGAGGAAGAGGAGGAAGAGGAGAAGGAGGAGGAGGAGGAUGUAGAGGAAGAGGAGAGGCAGGAGGGUGAGGGCGAAGACGGGGAGCCCUCAGGAGAGGGCGAGGGCGGCGCGGGGGAGACCAAAUCCUCGGAGGUCACCUCAGGAGAGGGGGACCAGGGCACCCACCUUUCCCUGCCGAGCCUGCCCCUACUGAGGGCUACCUCCCUGCAGGAGAACCACCCGUCCCAGCCCCCCGAAAUCACACCCACCACACUGACGCGCAGCUACUCCCUGGAGAGGCACCCACCCCGUCAAGAUUCAAGCGAUGAGCACGCGUACGACAACGUGAGGGAGUCGGCCGACGGGAACGUCUACGAGAACACGGGGGCGCUGCGAGACGCCACGCCCGACCUCAUCCUGGCCGUCAAACCCAAAGUCCCCCUGGACGAGGACGAGCUGCAGAAGCAGUUUGCGGGGAUGGAGCUAAUGAAAGACCAACCCGCUGCCCCUCCCUCCUGUUCGGACGGUGGGGACCGCAGCUCCCGGGCCUUGAGUCUGCACAACUCCAUCACCAAAAUCUUGUCAGAAACCACCGAUUCCUCGGAGGAAGAGUGGCAGUCCAUUGCCGAUCUGGCAACCGCCUGUCGCAGUAUAUUGGAAGCUCUGUCUCAAGAAGAUCAGAAAGCAGGAGAUGAAAGCCAAGCUUCUGCAGACGGCAUGGACGUGUCAGGACAGACAGACGCCAAGCUGAGUGACUCUCCGGGCCACUUGGAGGAGAAGGUAUCGCAGCUGGAAACCAUGCUGAAAAGGCUGCAGGACGACCUGCAAAAGGAGAAGGAGGACAAGGCGGUGCUGCAGGCGGAGGUUCAGAGUCUCAGGCAGAACAACCAGCGUCUGCAGGAGGAGUCCCAGAGCACCGUGGCCCGGCUCAUCAAGCCCCGGCCCCCGCUCGCGCACUGCGGAUCAUGGGAUGGCUACGCCACCGCCCCCCCUCUAUGACGCAGCGGGGUUGAGUCAGAGGGAGCUGUGGCGGCACUCCCGCUGGUGCGAGGCCCCUGCCGCCCGUCUACACAGGGCAGGGUACUCUCUCCACACCAUGUGAGUGUGUGUGCAUGCGCACGCGUGUGUGUGAGUGUGUGUGACUGUGCCUGUGAGUGUGUGUGCGAGCACGUGUUGGGAGGUGCUGGACUCGAUAGGUGUGUGUAACUGUGGCUUUGUGACUUCGACGUGCAGCGAGUUGGCCGAGCUGUGCAGAAUCAAUGGCAGCUGCAGAGUCCACAAACUAUCACUGAAAGCAGGAAAGAAAAAUCUACUGAAAAAUACCUGAUAAGAAAAUCCAGUGCAAUCUGUGGAACCGUUUAUCGAAUGGAACUGUAACUUUUACAUGUUUGUAUGACCUCAGUUUCCUUUCCUGAGCAUUGCUGCAGAGGCAGUGCUCCACCUUGCUACUGCCCGAAAACCGUGUAUCUCCCCCCAUUAGCAUCACUGCAUCGUCAAACCCACUCUCAUUUCUUUGCUAUAUGCAAGGUCUGUGGUUCAAACUGGCCCUGCUGCCCUCCUGCAAGUACGGUUAGCCCUGUUCCUGAGACCGCAGUAGGAACAUGACAAUGAUCGCAAACUGAAGGAAGUGGAUCGCGCGUCGCAAACUUCACGACUCGCGGAAGGAAAAGAAAAGUGACAUUUUACGUGACUUCUCAUUACAAUUAAACUGAGCCAACAAGCUUAUAUUUUUUGUGAAUUUCAGUUACUGUUCAGUAUUAUUGCAAGAACCCUGUGUGUGUCUCUCCUGCUUUGGAUUUUAAGGAGCACCCAAAAGGGGAGGCCUGAUUUCUCAGCGACGACCCGCUCUGUCCUCAAUGUGCCAAGGGAAACGAGCUUGCUGAACCCGUCCUCUCCGACUCGACCGCAGAACUCUGUACCUCUCUUCAGCCCUUCGAUAUGGCUACGUCAAGGCUACACCCAGAAGGCGUGUACGUCCCCAAAUGCAUGUGGUCAAAGCCAUUCUUCUUUCUUUGGGCGGGAGGGGAUUGGGGGGGGGGGGGGGUUUCUUCAUAGCUCAAGAAUGUCCAGAGCCAAACAGAACCAACCAUCAUUGCCCAGGAAACGGUUACCCCGUGAUGAUGAGAUGAGAGGGAUGGAUGAGCAUAGCAUGCACGUGAAAUCCGAACAGGAAUCGGAACUCCUAUUUGGCACUGACAUUCCUCUCCAUUCGCUCCUCCUUCAACCCACAGGGCAGCACAAAUGACUCUGAAAAGGAGACUCACACACACACACACACACACACGCCCAAACACACACGCACAUGCACACACACACACACGUGCGCACAAACAUUCACACACACACACACACACCUACACACGCACGCACGCUCAUGCAUGCACACACGAACACAUACACACACACACAUACACAAUCCAGAGUUAUGAAGGGAUGCAAUGCAAAGUCCAUUAAAAAUAUUCAGUGUACCUGUAUGUUGUAAAAAAAAAAAACUAAAAAAACAUGUUUUUCUUCCUCCUGCAAUUUUGAAGACGAUGUUCUUUAUUUUAUUUUAGAUUCACUGUGAUUACCCGGUACCAGCAGAUAAUGAUAUAUUGAAAUUAAAUUAUAAAUCUAUAUCUUUAGCGAUGUAUAAAGACAGAUACAGCUGAACUUCUCGGUGUUACUUCGUGCAUUGAGUGGUGUAUGCCUGCCAGAGUGGUAUGUAAGUGAAAUGUAAGUGAAAGUGUACACACUCAGCAUGACUGGGAGUACAGUAGACUACACUCCAGAGGGACCUUAGUUGUAUCUUAGUGACGAGUGUCUUCACGGGUGGUUUGAUAUUGUUUUAAAUGAUGUCACCCUGUUGGCAAAUACUAGCAAAGUGGCAAUGUGCAAAAAUAAAUAAUGUGUGACAGUAUGCUGUAUAGUUAUUGUUGGGGGGGAGGGCGGGGAGGUCUGGGGGGUUGGGGGUUGUAAAAGCAAGAGAAAAUGCACCAAGCAACUUCCGAGUUCCCCUCUUUUUUGUGUGUGUGUAAAAACUGUAAUAACUUAUCAUCAUGCAAAUGUGGAAUUCCUUGUUAGAUGUUUUAAUAUGACUAGACAGCUUGUAAAUACACAUGCUAUGAAAUGGGAAAAGGGCGGGGGUGGGGGAGGGGGAGAUGGAGUUUUACAGUUUUUUUUUUUGUAAAGAAAAAUUAAACAAAAAAAGUUUAAGGAUAAAUAUUUCAACAAUGUUGCAUAUUUUAUUUUGUUAUUAAUAUAACUAUUAUUAUCACAGUAUUUGGGCUGGAGAUGAGAGGGUGUGUGCAGCCUACUAAGGGAAGGCUUUGUCCCUCCCCUUAUUUAAAGUUCAAAGCUCUUAUUCUCUUCUGGUUUCUAAGUCUUCCAUCAUUUCACGUCUCAGUGUAGUACAGAGUACAGCCCAGUACCUCGGCCCCCGAACGCUGUGAAACGCCCGUUUCUCACGGAGACCAACUGCAUCCUCGUCCCCAUUUCAGAUGAAACAUAAAUUAGAGAUGGAACCCAGAAAAAAAAACCCGCUCAUUGGCUAAGAUGCCUUAUUCCAGCAAAGGCGUGCCCCAUCCACAGGAAGCUGAGAGACACAUCGAACCAAAGAUUCCAACCGUUUUAGUUUUAGAAUCAGACGGCAAGUAUUACAGAGAAAUGGCGCGCGGUAUUUUGUCGGGCUUGUCGGAGAAUUUUUCCCGGAGUGUGAUGUUCUCACGCGGAUAGCAAUAUUUUCCGAGUUGUAUGCGUUCAGGCUUUCACAGAUGGGGUACCCUUUGUGACAUAACACCCCUCACACAGAGUGGAGGUCUGAAAGAUGGAAUGGGGAUCCGAGAGAGGAGUGGCCACGUGAGACCUAACUAAGUGAGGGCAUAGGGAAAUGGAGACAUCUAGCCCUGCUAAAAAUGACAAGCAAAUAUUAUCAUUUCUAAAGACAACGAAUAGAAAAUGUGAUUUUUAUUUAUCAUGGUGCUAAUUUAUUUCUAUUUUGUUUUCCCCUCUGUCUUCUCUUUCCUUUCUCAUCAGUUCACCUUGCUUUCAGUUUACUUCCCUUGCAGAUAUUCCACAUACGUUCUGUAUGUUAAAUGGACUGUGAUGAUACAAGAAUUAACUGUAGCAAACUUCUUUUCUUUGUCCAAGGGUCAUAUCCCACUGCCAUUACCUCUGUGAACAGUAUUAUCCUAACCUGGCGUGACUCACCGUGGGAAAACGAUAAAAACAAAUGGACGAAAAUACUAUUGUUUUCCUGUUUCUCCUUCAUUUAUUCGAGAAAAUGAUGGGACGAUGGAAAGUGUUGUACACGUUGAGUGUGUGAACUGGAGGGCUCCUGGCAAUAAAAGAUUUUGUCUGUACUCUGA
This is a messenger RNA of Anguilla rostrata (American eel), 8498 nucleotides long. RefSeq names its product signal-induced proliferation-associated 1 (gene sipa1). Gene Ontology annotation, molecular function: GTPase activator activity; protein binding. The coding region runs from base 1300 to 5151 and encodes 1283 amino acids. The record is from RefSeq and is a predicted model, not a curated record. The transcript is spliced from 18 exons. Gene Ontology annotation, cellular component: cytoplasm. Gene Ontology annotation, biological process: regulation of small GTPase mediated signal transduction; activation of GTPase activity. NCBI's taxonomy places the organism in Eukaryota, Metazoa, Chordata, Actinopteri, Anguilliformes, Anguillidae.